UACAUGAGACAUCAAAUCAGUUUCGUUGAACAACUCAAUACUAAAACAACAAUGAAAUUUCUACUUUUCAUAAAUAUAAUUUGCGUUCUAGUGGUAGCAAAUCGGGCAGCGGUGGCAAUCGGUUUUUACAAUAAUUCAGAUCAUCCAGGAAAGUGUGUGGUGGAAGGUUUAAUAUUAUCGCCUGGUGAAACAGCUAAAUAUCCUUCUGGAUGCGCAAAAAUGAUUUGCCAUGACAAUGGCAUAGUCACAUUUAGUAGUUGUGGAUCGAUGCAGCCGCCACCGGGAUAUAUAAUGGGCGGACCUAGUAAUCCUUCAGCCCCCUAUCCAAAAUGUUGCAGAAGGCCAUUAAUUCUAAUUAUAUAACAAAGUUUAUACUUUGAGAUAAAAUAAAAUACGUUUGCAAAAAUGCAGUGAAGGAAA
Lucilia sericata (common green bottle fly) is the source of this 420-nucleotide messenger RNA. RefSeq lists its product as uncharacterized. The transcript has 3 exons. Lineage: Eukaryota; Metazoa; Arthropoda; Insecta; Diptera; Calliphoridae. The record is from RefSeq and is a predicted model, not a curated record. Bases 4 to 363 code for a protein of 119 amino acids.